This is a messenger RNA of Paramacrobiotus metropolitanus, 1271 nucleotides long. RefSeq lists its product as uncharacterized. The record is from RefSeq and is a predicted model, not a curated record. The transcript has 5 exons. Bases 58 to 933 code for a protein of 291 amino acids. Gene Ontology annotation, molecular function: dioxygenase activity. Lineage: Eukaryota; Metazoa; Tardigrada; Eutardigrada; Parachela; Macrobiotidae.
UUUAACGUAAAACACGCACCAUCGAUACCUCACUUGCACGGAGAAAUUCGCCCGAUCAUGUCCAGCAGCGACAUCCCCGUCGUCGAUUUCGCUCCCUACCGCACCGGCACCAGCCAGGACGCUGUGGCGGAUGCCAUUAUAACUGCGCUGCGGCAGCACACGUGUCUGUAUCUAACAAACCACGGCGUCCCUCAACAGCAGCUGGAUGGCUUGAUGCAGCAGUCCCGGCGUUUCUUUGAGCUGCCGGUGGACGUCAAGAACCAGUCAGCGCGGGCGCCGGGAUACCAGCCCUCCCCGGGAUAUAUCGGCCAGGGCGUGGAAUCAGUUAGUGAGGCCGUGGCGCCGGAAGUCCGGGAAUGCUUUGAUCUCAUGCUGCAGUCUUCACCACCGGCAUCCAACGUGGAGGCCGUCCAAUUAACUGACGCCAUGCGGAACCUCAACCAAUCCUUCCACAAUUUAACCCUGGAGAUGUUCGCCUGCAUAAGUCGCGGUCUCCACCUGGACGCUGGCCAACGCGACAACAUCUUCGCUGCCCACGCCCACAUGGGCGACGUGAGCCGCAACAGCACCAUGCUGCGCUCAGCGUGGUACCCGGCCAUGCAGCCGACCGAGCUGGACAGUCACACGCGCAUCUCCCCGCACACCGACUUCGGGACGAUUUCCUUCAUCUACCAGGACGACGCCGGCGGUCUGGAAGUUGACCCUAAUCGGGGAAACUUUAUCCCAGCGGCGCCGCUCCCGGGAGCGCUGCUGGUGAUGGCGGCGGAUGUGUUCCAGUACUGGACAUCCGCAGAGAUCAAAGCCACGAAUCACCGUGUGGUGCCGAAUCGGAAUAAUUAUACGAGCCCGCGACAGAGCUUCGUCUUCUUCGUCGAUCCCGACUACGAAGCACCCAUUGUGCCGUUUGACUUAAGAGCAACCAGGAGUCCGUGAAGCUCGCCAAGGACAUCGUCAUCGAGCGCUACAAGACUGCUUUCCAACACUAAGAAAAAUGUUAUUUACCGCAGUAUACGAGCAAUAAUAUUUUAUUAAAUUCAGAUACCUAAUUCUAAUAAUGAUAUUAGUCAGAUCCCAAAAAUAAAUAACAAAAUUAGUUAAAUUACGCACUGUUACCACUUUAUACGUGCGUACAAGAGUAAAAAAAAUUUUAAAACUGGCCAAAGUUUUUUAAUCCAACGUAAAGGUUAUGAUUGUUAUUUAGCCGGUAAAUGUCGCGUUUGUUAUCGGAAUUAACGAGACUACAAAGUAAGAUGGAAAAAUGUGGAAAACGG